Molecule: messenger RNA, 1857 nt
Organism: Ostertagia ostertagi
Lineage: Eukaryota; Metazoa; Nematoda; Chromadorea; Rhabditida; Trichostrongylidae
Source: the annotation of a GenBank genome assembly
AUGCAGUCGAUUCUCUAUGGAAGACCAAUAGUGCACAGCACCGCGGCGCUGAAGGCCCUAGUAGCGAACUUUCGAAUGUACACAGAAGCGCAGCCACUUUCGAAUGAUUCGGAUGAGGCACAGUACGAAGAGACUAUGCAAGCGAUAGAUCUGAUCAAAGGUAGCAUUUCCCAGAUUGACUUUGCCAAAACAUCGCUUCAGGCAUUGAUCGAUAAAAUGAAAGACACAUAUGAGAAUACGAAAAACAAAGAAGAGAAAAAAGCUCUGCUUCAAGAAAUCGAGCAAAUAGAUCAAGAGACUCAUUUCAACGAUGUGAUAGGAGAAGCUGUAGAACUGCAGUUUAUGUUGGGAACGCGCCUGACUGAGACUGUGAGCAAUCAAAGAAGACUUGAGCGCAAGUUAGGAAUACUCACAAAAGUACCUCCAGGGCAGAGCGUACAUGAGUUCUACUCGAAUUCGCAAAACAGAAACAGUUCGGAUGGCACUCCCUUUGCCACUCAGUUCGACGACGAAACUGAAGCGAGCACUCAAUUAGCUUCCACGGUACGCACAAUGUCACCACCUAGGCUGUGCUUCACCAGCGAAAACGCAGAAGAACGCGCCACCGUGUUAAAGCAACGUGGACUUGCGGCUAGCAAAGAACAACACCUCAAUCAGGGAAACAAGACCGUCAGCGUAGCAAGCAAGCACAGAGACGGUGAGUCAGCGAAUUUCUUCCGCAAUGGAGGUUCACAGCCGCGCAAGAGCAACAACAUCAACAUCCACAUAGAACGCGACAAUGAGUGGGAUUGCGCCAGGGAUCACGAGACCACUGCAGAGGGUUACAACGCCAACAACUCGUUAGGUACCAUCCAUAUAGAACGACUCCCGACAGAGUUGCAUUGCUCUAAGCGCACCCUGUUCUUUACGAGAGAUACGAGAAUUGAAGUCUUCAGCGCUACCAGAUGUGCACAAAUGGGAUCAUGUAGAAAUGAUGUAUGCUCGAAAAUUCGUUAUGACAGUGAAAUCGCUGAGUUUGCGAACGCUUCCAAGUUCCCAGGGUAUUCCGGGUGUGAACGGUCCUGCGGAGGUCUAAUAUGUGGCGGCUGUCUGUUGCCAUUUCCCGCAUGCUCCUUCUACAGAAUUGCCCACAUACCAGUGAACAAGAUGGUGUAUGAAGUAGUCAACUGUAUGGAAUGGAGACCACUUAUAAGGUUACGCGUUCACAUUUCACUGUCUCAUUACCGAGAAGAGCAGGCAACACUAAUCAUGAGGCCAUAUGUCAGUCAAAAAAGACAGGACGUAUCAUUUAACGUCAUCUCCUAUGCAAAACCAACUUGUCCCCUACUGACCAGCAGGUUCGCGAUUGCACAUGAAGAAGCGUUACUCAUACCUGAGCAAAUGAAAAUGGCAACGACAUGCUCAUCCUAUGAAGAAGCCGUUGAGAAUUUUCAUCUUUGUAGAAACAACAUCAUAUGUGACUGCGACACCGGAAUAAGUCCCGCUAGAUGCAACUGUCCGCAAGCUCCUAUCGCUACAAUGAGAGCAGAUCCCGCCAACAAACUUCCUGUUUCUUCGCCCUUUGUGAAGUUAAUCCACAGACAGGGAAGUAUAGUAGCUCUAUCCAGACGAGAGGAGUUAACUGUUUCUAUAGAAGCAAAAUUCAUAAAGGACAGCGUCGAAUAUGUCACUUCGCAGAACUGCAUCAUCCUCCUCCAUAACUUGACCGGGUGCUAUAGCUGCCAGGAAGGGGCCACGCUUCGGACCUCUUGUUACACAGCUAUUCCAACAUGGAUUGUACUGGAGUGCGACGACCAUGUAUUCUCAGUUGAAUGCGAUUCCACCAAUAAGAGUUCGGUCAUAUCUCUCGACUUCUAG